This is a messenger RNA of Paramuricea clavata, 7467 nucleotides long. Lineage: Eukaryota; Metazoa; Cnidaria; Anthozoa; Malacalcyonacea; Plexauridae. The record is from the annotation of a GenBank genome assembly.
AUGUUCUUUCGUGCUUCUGUCCUAGAUUUCGACAGCUGGGGUAAACCAGGCAGUGGAAUUCUGAGUGGAAAUGGGAAAUGGUUUGGCGCAUUUGAUCAGUGUAUAGGGAUCCCUGAUGCUAAAUAUUGUCUAGUCAGCGUGCUGGGAAAAUUUCGUACGAAUACGGUAAUAUUAUACAGCUUUUAUACGAUUGAAUCAAUAUGACAUUGCCAAAAAUUACGGACAUAAUUAUUCUACUUGAUCCUUACUAAUUUGUAUAUCAUCCAUGCAUAAACCCGUUGAAAUAUAUGAUGCAUCUACCCUAGACUAGUGAGGUUUAAGCCCGGCCUGAUCAAACUACGACGAGAGUGCAUGAGAGUCACGUGACCAUGGUUCGCUGUUGUUGAUGCUUUCCCAAGACUAUCAUGUAUUCCGUUAAAGUUGAAACGUACUUGGAACAUUUAUCAAACCUGCAUAUAUUUUACAAUUUAGAGCCUGAAAUGCCCCCCGUCACAACGCGUGACUAUUCAAUCCAGAAGAUAGGUCUCUAAUUAAUGACCCUUACUGCAACUCGGAGGGUCGCAGGUUCGACUCAUGCCAGGGGGGCCUAUAGUUGCAUUUUUAGGGCAGCAAAAACCAUUCAGACAAAUUCCACCCGGUGUUUACACGAGUCUCCUUAGCCGCGGGCUGGCAAAACAACCAGGGUGGGCUAUGCAGUAUAAUAGAAGCGCAUUUUCCAAAGAAGGUGUAAUGACACUUUCCCAGGCAGUUUCGAAGUUGUAACUCGCAGAAUCAAACAAUUGCAGAGUCAGAGGCCUUUUAAAAUUUAAAUCCAUCCUGACAAUGUCAUUUGCAACAUAAUAUUUGCCUGAUAUAUGCAUACAGUGUCCAUUGUAAAUAAAGUUAGUUUAUUUGUUGCUUUCAGAAGACGCGAAAUCAAAUCGACUCCCAGUAUUAUCAAUAUUUCAGUCGAAAAGUUCUUAUAUACCAUCAUUUUAGACUUUCCCUAUCUCGUACGGAAUUUGUAUUCCUGAUGCGUGUAAUAAAUCAGAUGUUUCUACUGUUGUUGGAAAUUAUAUUAAGAACGGUUGGUGACCAUUAAAAUCUCAUUUAUUUUAAAGAGUGUUAUAAGUUUUACUCCAAAGUGCAUGCAUAAAAAACGAGUCCUGUGGAAAUCAAGCUAUUGUUGUUAAGCUCAAGAUUUUAUGCUCCUGGGAAUUUAAAAUUGCUUCUAAUCGUAUACGAAGGAGUAUAACUGUAUAAAACUGAUCAAAUUACUAAUCAUUCAUAUCAUCAGUUUGAAUAAAAUUGUUGAAAUGACCACAGAGAAGCGAAUUUUUACUAUUUUACGCGCUGCGUUAAAAUAUUAUUCAACCCAUAAUUCAUCAGUUGGAUAAAGCCAAUAACUUCGUCGUCAAUAAAAUUUACUUCUAUUCUGUUUUACGCAUUCGUGGGUUCAAAUUUGAAGGAUAGCUUGAUUUCAAAAUUAAAGGUAUCUCUUUUGUGCACCUGUUUAGUAUUGUCAUUGUUAGUGAAUUCGAUAUUAUAUCGUUAUUGUGAUAUUUUCAUAGUGACCCAUCGCUAUUUUCCAAGUAUUCGUGUUGUUGAUCUCAGCUGUUAUGAAGAGCCAUCUUAUACUACAGCCGCUAUGCUCACUAUGUAAGGAGUACUACUCUAAUAACUAAACAUAUAUAAACCUGGAUCAAGCGAGAAUGAGAGUGCUUCAGAGUUAGCAGUUACAUAAUUGAGAGUUAGCUUUUCUUAAUACUUUAGGGUGACGACUCCCUGCAGUCAGUACAGUUUAGAACAUUGUAAUAGGAAUUGUUCGUACACGUUAUGGAUCAAGAUGCCCCUGUAAUACGAGAGCAUUACAGUUUGGGGCACUAUUACAGUUCAGAGGACUGUAAUACGAGAUUAAUCGAAAUAGGAUGUAAAACGUUAAAAAGAUUCAAAUACAGAAUUUUUUCUGCUCCAUUAGUAGUAUUUUACAAUAAAAACACAGGAAAUGGCCAUUUAAGACUCACAAAAUUGAACAUUUUCCAUCGUAACAAGGCCCCGAGAACGCCUUAGUUGUGCAUGACCCAAUAACAUGACUAAAUAAUUGGGCUCAGCUUCACCACUGGUCAAAGGUGUAAGUUUUCAAGUAUCAAUUUUACUCUGUAGACCACUCUCUGAUAGGAAGGAAAGUGACAGUUCCAACGUUAGGUGGUGGUGAAUGGGGGAGGAGGAAUCCUUAUUCUGGGUCAAAUGACAAAUACAACCAAUAUAUCGACACUGAAGUCGAGUGUUUUAAUUAUAUGAGUUGUCUAAGCACCCAACGCGGCUUCAGGUACACAUGUACACUCUUCAGUGUUCGUAAUCCUCUUCAUGUAGUUGAGAUGCUACUUAAUCUAUAUAUUUACCUUCUUUUUAAGAAUAUUUUGUUGCAUUAUUCUGGUGUGCUGUGCAAUUGGAACAGUAAUCGAAAUUUCUCACGAAUCUUUUCAAGAUGGCAAGGAAUUUGAUUUUAUUGCAACACAAAACCGUGCCCUGAAACAUGAAAAAGAUACGGUUGAAAGUUCUUUCGGUCUUGAAAUACCAAAAGAGGCCGAUGUUACAGAAACAACACCGUUAUUGCGAGGGAAUAAGAAAAAAAAUGGUAAAUAUUUCUUCAACAAUUAUUUUUUGCUAGUACCUUCAUGUUAGUUAUAGUCAGUUGGGGGUUGGUACGUAGAUGGUGCGAUUACGUGAGUGUGCAGGUAGCUAGUUAGGGGGGAGGGUAGGUUGGUGCGUGAGUUGGUUGGUUGGUUGGUGGGUAAGGAGGUGGGUUGGUUAGGCAUAGGUAGGUAGGCGGAUUGGUAGGAGGGCAGAUAUGUAGAUUGAUUGUUAGGUAGGUAGUAACCAUUGUUUGUGGAUUUAACAAACACGAAAUUUUUUUGUAGGUGUUUCUGACAGUUUAAAACUGGAGACGGGACAAACAAACGACAAAAUUAAACCCACCGCGGAAGAUGCAAUAAAUGAUAGUCCGCAAUUAAAAUCAAAUAGUAAGUCCCACGCAUUUUCCACUUGUAAGACAAGAAAAUUAACAGUUGCAGGAUACGGUAUUUCAAUGGUCAAAGUACAUUUUCUACAAGCAAACCUAUAUUAUCUGCAUCCAGGGCUGCUGAGAAGUUGUGGGAUGUCAGAAUUAUAUUGUAAACCGAGAGAAGUGGUGUGUUACAAUAUAUUUAACUGUAUAACCGUUUGAAAACUAUGGAUAUAAGUCUUAAAUCUUUGGUCUUAUUGUUUUUGCUCGUUAACUUUCAUCCACAAUAAACCCUUGUCAUGAGCUCGCAUGUUUUGUAACUACCCGCAGAAGAAAAACGUACAUUCCGACUUCCAGUUCCCUUAUUCUGAGUUAAUUAACAUUAGUUUAAAAUUUCAGGUCUCUUGGUAGAUAUCUUUCUAUGCUUCUCGUUGCUACGUAAUACUCGCGAUGUUUUGAAAACUGAUGUUGCACCCGGGGCAGUGACGUCAUUGUAUGGCAUGCGAGUCAUGUCUUUGUUCUGGAUAAUACUGGGACAUGUUUAUAUUUUCUCCGCGGUCGACGGAACUUUAGGUAUGUUAAACUGUGACCGUUGAUUUAGGAAAGGAGUUACAAGUAGUGGUGGACAACAUAAGGAUCAGAAGGACAACUAUCACCUCCCCACAAUAACUUGUGAAACCUUUUGAAUUAUAGUUAAAUUAUUAUUAUUAUUAUUAUUAUUAUUAUUAUUAUUAUUAUUAUUAUUAUUAUUAUUAUUAUUAUUAUUAUUAUUAUUAUUAUUAUUAUUAUUAUUAUUAUUAUUAUUAUUAUUAUUAUUAUUAUUAUCAUUAUGGGGAUUUAAAUAAUGAAUUUAUUUUGUAACUCAAAGAUCGAAUUGCAAAGUUCUCAUAAUAAAAAAUUGUAAAAAUUUUAGGCUUUCACGUCGGUCUUCUAAUGUAGGAAUGCCAUAAUAUAUAGUGCUUCUCUACAACUUGAUCAUGGUAUUCAAAUUUGGGCCUUAAUACGGUAAUGUACACAAUAAUCAAUGUUAUUGUGUCACUAGAUCGUUUUAAUAACCCGAGCACGUACUUGGCCCAUGCACGUGCAGGUUCCACUUCAUAUUAUUUUGAAUUGUAAAGCCUAAAAUCCGAGCGCGUGCUCGACGCGAUUUACUAGAAUACCAUCGAUAGUCAAAGAUGAAAAUACCUUUCAUCUUUAGCAAAAUCAACUCUUUGCAUUUUGAAGUAUUUAGCUUCAUAUUAUUAUUAGCAGUUCAAAUAGAGAAACAAUUCACCAAAUCGUAAUGGUAGAAUCCCAAAUUUGGUCCGAUACUUUCAACAUCGGUACUAUCGUCGACAUAAUUACUUCUAACGACUUUUCGAAUCUUCAAACAGGUCAUUGACUAUGACCAUGCAAGGAAAGGGUCCAUCCCAAUAGAGUGCCUUGCGGGACUCCUCCAUUUAUUUUUGCCAAUCUUUGUAUGACUGCGUAAUAAAGCAGUAGCAAUAAUUUAUAAGUAAUAAAUCAAAGUAUACGUACAUAUUGCAUUAAAUUGAAAACUACGAAAGAUGGUUAUAUAUAUUAGUAACCUAAUUCACUCUCCCAGCACACCUCACCCCACCCCCACCCCACCCCCGCUUGUUUCCCGAAGUAUUCUCCACUGCAUGUGUUCUUUAUAGCUUAGUUUAGUUCAGUCAACACAAAGCCGCACAUAUGAUUACGCGAAUAUCUACUAAUGUUUCCUUUCUUAUGAAAUACCUGAAUCAGAAAAUUACAUUUAAAGCAUAUUCAUCAAUUAAACUCCUAGAGAAUAUUUUUGAACUUGGUCAGGAAACUGAAAGUUUUUCAAUGAUGGUGGUUAUAAACAGCUAUCCUGCUGUGGACACGUUUUUCUUUCUGAGGUAAGCUAUGAUUUGUUCCGUUUUUGUUUGUUACUACAUGCUCUUCUGAUAGACAAAUUUGGAGUUUCGACUGCAUGUAAAUAACCUGUUCCGCGAGGCCGGAUAGCGCGAUCAAACGGAUAGUGAUUCUUAUAAUUUCAACCGUUGUAAAAAGGGUUGCAGGCAAUAAAUAUUCUGUUAAACUCUACGGAUAUGCACCUCACAAUUGAUAAAAACCCGUUUGUUUAUUAAUUCUAAAGUUUAACCGUGAUCAUACAAAUCAACUGUGAAUCAAUUUAUUGAAGAAAGCUUGAAAAACGUGGAUUUUGGCAAUGGUUUUAUCCGGUUUGGCAAUACAGUGUCGAGAUUUUAGUAUUUCAUCAUGAACUUUAAUGUGCCUUUAUAUAUAUGUAUAUAUAUAUAUAUAUAUAUAUAUAUAUAUAUAUAUAUAUAUAUAUAUAUAUAUAUAUAUAUAUAUAUAUAUAUAUAUAUAUAUAUAUAUAUAUAUAUCUUUCAGUGGUCUUUUGUUGAUGUAUAAUGUUAUGAAGAGAUUAAAAAGCAACAACGAAGGGAUAAACUGGGGAAAGUAUUAUUUACACCGUUAUCUAAGGUAGUGUAGAAUAUUUCUAUAUAUAUUUGUAAUCCGCGAAUUUGUAAUCCAGUUUUUAUAAAACUUAAAAACACGCAUUUAUCCGACUGAUUUUUUUAAAGGAAUUAAAGGUCCGGUCAAACGUGAUUGUCGGAAUGAGGUUUGACGAAAGUUAGGGGCUGAUUUCAUGGACCAUUUUCAACCCCGGGGUUGAACUCAGUCCUGUUUACCGGGUUCAGCCUUGUUUGUUAUACAAAACUCUAUCAAAAUCAAACGCGCGAUUACAUGACAAAAUUUUCAACCCAGGGCAGAGUUCAAACCCGGGGUUGAAAUUUCAACCCUGCUUCACCUAGGGCUGAAAUUAUCGUGAGUUAUUCGAGCAAGCGUGGUAGUGACUAUUUAUUACAAGAAAACAAAACGAAAGCUUUUUUUACUUCCGGGAAUCGAUGCAAAGAACGUAUGUAGUAUAGCCUUUCAACGCAGGGGUUGAAACCGUCCAUGUAAUCGCACAAAAUUUCAACCCAGUUAACAGGGCUGAGUUCAACCCCGGGGUCGAAAGUUCUCCAUGUGAUUGGUCCCUUAUAACUCUCGCUCGCGCGCGUGUGACCGCUAACUCUUAUCGACUCUCAUGCAGUUAUGCACCCUCAUGAACUCUCAUGCAUCAACUUUGAACUGAUUUAAAUUUUGUUGAGAGUUUAUGAGAGUUUUUGAUAUGCGCAGUAAUAUCCAGUCAAAUCUCGUCAACUGUCAUUCUCGUUUUGACGAAGACAUUAGAGUUAAGAAAACUCAAUACAAACUCUCGCUUCUCAACUCUCGUCAACUCUCAUUCGCGUUUGACCUAGGUUUUAUUUAGUCAGUUUUUUUAUCUAUUUCCCAAGGCUCACUCCAACAAUGAUGUUUGUAAUAUUAUUUGUUGUCCAAUUGGAACCGUUUGUUGAUAAAGGUCCUUUAUGGCAACGCCAUGUAGACGAACCAAAUUGUGAUGAUUAUUGGUGGACAAACCUCUUGUAUAUUAACAAUUUUUAUCCUACAAAUGUCGUUUCGAAUUCGGUAAGAGUCAGGGUCUUAUAGCUAGGAUUUUAUAUCUUUGUCUUGUUUCUCAAUAAAUAUCAAUUAAAUAAAUGGGCUAAACCAGCUAGUAUAUCCAUAUAAAUAAAGUAGUUCAGUUUAAUUAACAUUUGAAAGAGGUUUGCGUAAUUGUCACACACUGUUCAUAUUUUAGUGUAUGCGAUGGACAUGGUAUCUUGCCGUAGACAUGCAGUUUUUUGCCAUCACUCCUGUUAUUAUUUAUCUCUUUAUUCGGUAGGUGCAUAAAAUAAUGAUUAUGCUCAUGCAUGUAUAUUUUCUUUUGGUUAUUUUUCUUUGUACGAAAAUUGUGAAGUCUAUGUAGAUGAAUUCAGUAUCCUCUAAGAAAAACCAAAUUGGAGAAAAUUGAACGAAAGCAAGGAUUAUAUUGUAUUUCAGGAUUUUUUGAUGGGGGUCCGUUUUGAAGCGAAGAGUGAGUUUACCUAAUCAGCUUGGUGUCUCUGCGAAAGCGCCGGACGUUUCACAAUUCAACCAUUACACCAUGGCUUUAGAACAGCUAAAUAUUGCUUUGAAUUUGUCUUCAGAAAUGAAUUGCAGGCGACAAUUUUAACACAAACACGUUUCAGAUCAGAACUCAAUUCAUGAUCGAUUUUUUUGGGCCUGUUAACGGCCGGAAAACAGCUCUGAAAAAAGUCAUUGGAAUAAUAAUAACUUGAUUAGCGAUACGGGCAAUUAGAAAAACCAUGACUGAUUAGCUGGGAAAAUGAUAUACUAACGCCAACUGCUCUAAACUAUCUUUAAUUCUAUUACAGAUUUGGUUAUCGUGGCGUAAUUGGCACGUCAGUGUUCCUUAGUACAGUAUCAAUGAUUUGCAUCGCAGUCAUUACCAAACAUUAUGGGAUACAUGCUAUGGCUAACGCUAUGCCGAAGGCCUCGCCGUAAGCAUGAAUUGUCUAUCUGUGGUUAUAGUUUGUACCAGGGGUGCACAUAUUUAUUAAUUGUUCCCAAAG